Micromonas commoda is the source of this 861-nucleotide messenger RNA. RefSeq lists its product with no specific name. The record is from RefSeq and is a predicted model, not a curated record. Gene Ontology annotation, molecular function: protein binding. NCBI's taxonomy places the organism in Eukaryota, Viridiplantae, Chlorophyta, Mamiellophyceae, Mamiellales, Mamiellaceae. Bases 1 to 861 code for a protein of 286 amino acids. The transcript has a single exon.
AUGCCCGUUGGCGUCGCGGCGCGUCGCCCGCGCGAACCGCCGCCCAUCGCGCUCAAUCCGGAGACGGAGCGCCAGCUCGAGGAGUGCCGCGCGAAGAUCGAGCUGCUCCAGAACGUCACCGAGGAACGCCUGCGUUCGCUUACGCGAGUGGAGCUCGUGGGCGUGGUGGGAGACCUCUUCGCGCUCGCCGCGCGGUCGGAGUACGAGCGCGAGCGCAGGUUCCGAGAGGCCACCAGGGCCGCCGCGGAGAGGACCGCCGCAGGGAAAACCGGGCGGGCGCGAGCGGGAACAUCGUCCGGCGCGCCGACGCGUGAGGAGCUCGGGGCGAGGGAGGUUGCGAGAUGGGAGGCGAAGAAACGCGAGGCGCGGGAAACGGUCGCCGCGGUUCGCAUACAGAGGCACGCGCGCGGGUACCUCGCGCGCGCGUUCAUAGCCGGGAAGAAGGCGGCGAUUGAGCGCGCCGCCGCCGCGGAGCGCGAGGCGCGCGAGUCCAAACGAAUAAGGGAGCAGGCGGCGGUGACCAUCCAAUCGCGGUGGCGCGGCUUCGUCGCGCGCCGCCACACCAACGCGGUUUGGCUUCAACUCUGGGAGCGCGAGCGCGCCGAGGCGGCGCGUGUGUUGGAGGAGGCGGCGGGUUUGCGGUCGUCGUCGACGCAGACGGCGAGCGAGGCGUACAGGGCGGACGCGAUGGCAUCGUUGAGGGCUCGGGGUAAGGCGAGGCGAGCAGAGGCGCGACGGAGGCGGGAGUUGAGCGCGGCGGGCGCGGAGAGGCUGCCGGACGGUGCCGACCCCGCGGCGGUCGCCAGGCUCGCCCAGGCGUUCAAGCGGAUGCAGCAGUCGGACAGCGAGGACGAUGACUGA